Colletotrichum paranaense is the source of this 735-nucleotide messenger RNA. RefSeq lists its product as uncharacterized. NCBI's taxonomy places the organism in Eukaryota, Fungi, Ascomycota, Sordariomycetes, Glomerellales, Glomerellaceae. The coding region runs from base 1 to 735 and encodes 244 amino acids. The transcript is spliced from 3 exons. The record is from RefSeq and is a predicted model, not a curated record.
AUGCAACCCUCAAGGGGCCUUCUCCAGAUGGAUGACGAAUUCAAGCUCAAGAAAGAUCAUCUGCCGAAGCGCUCAAGCCCCAUCUCUGAUCCCCCCAAGACACGCUCUCCUUGCACGGGUCGUCCCUGGAGUCUGGGACGGGAUAACUCGACAGCUCCUGGUCGCUCCUCGGCUGGCCGGGUUGCGGAACGACUGGAGGCUACGGGAAAUGGGUCACGACAGAGGGCAGAAGAAGCAGAACACGCCGAAAGCCCCGCGACCCAGCCCGAUGCUGCCUUGGUCUACGGAUACAUGAACGGCGAUCUAAUUACCUAUGGCUUCCGCCUGGUGGAGGCAAAGCUGUUGGUGCUUGGCAUGAGAUUGUCAGUGCAGCCUGCAAAGUAUCCAUACACUCUGUCGCCGGACAUCAACGAAGCGCCAGCCGCGCUAACGAAUGGGCCUCAGCAACAAAUGGCGUACAAUCUUUGCGAAAGUGGGAGCUGCUCACUCUAUUUAAACAAGGUGUUUGAUGGACCGCAAGCACCCGUCGGGAUCUCUCCAGAGAGACAAACUAAAAAGGAAAGCUCAGCACGUCAAUCUGUCUCCCGUGGCCUGGAACUGGAGGUGCCCGCAUAUCCACCAAAGCCAGCCAUACGCAUCAUCGUUCGAAUAAGCCGUCCAAUUGUCCUGAAGCCUCGAACUCCGCCUGUCAUUUACAGCAGACGCGGCCCGACUUGCACUACCGCCAUUGUCUGA